This is a messenger RNA of Gadus chalcogrammus (walleye pollock), 3657 nucleotides long. RefSeq names its product solute carrier family 45 member 4. NCBI's taxonomy places the organism in Eukaryota, Metazoa, Chordata, Actinopteri, Gadiformes, Gadidae. The record is from RefSeq and is a predicted model, not a curated record. Gene Ontology annotation, molecular function: sucrose:proton symporter activity. The transcript is spliced from 15 exons. The annotation marks the transcript as partial. Gene Ontology annotation, cellular component: membrane.
GGAGGCGGGAAGGGCGGGAGGAACGGCGGGGGCCGAGAGACGGCGAGUUCGGGGGGAGAUGGAGAGGCAGGAGGAGGAGGAGGAGGAGGAGGAGGAGGAGGAGGAGGAGGAGGAGGGGGAGCGGAGGAGGCGAGCGAGGGGGCCGCCGUGGAGGGGAUCCCGUUGAAGAGGUGGCUGAUGCACGGCGCGGUGAUGUUCGGACGGGAGUUCUGCUACGCCAUGGAGACGGCCCUGGUGACGCCCGUCCUGCUGCAGAUAGGCCUCCCGGAGCAGUACUACAGCCUCACCUGGUUCCUGAGCCCCAUCCUGGGCCUGCUGGUCACGCCCCUGAUCGGCUCGGCCAGCGACCGCUGCACGCUGGCCUGGGGCCGCCGCCGGCCCUUCAUCCUGGCCCUGUGCGUGGGCACCCUGCUGGGCGUGGCCCUCUUCCUCAACGGCUCUCUGAUGGGUCUGGCGCUGGGUGACAAGCAGGGCAGCCAGCCAAUAGGGAUCGUGCUGACGGUGCUGGGGGUGGUGGUGUUGGACUUCAGCGCCGACGCCUCGGACGGCCCCAUCCGAGCGUACCUCCUGGACGUGGCCAACACGGAGGAGCAGGACAUGGCCCUGAACAUCCACGCCGCAUCGGCCGGUCUGGGCGGGGCGGUGGGCUACGCCCUGGGGGGCCUGGACUGGACCCACACCUUCCUGGGUCAGAUCUUCAAGUCCCAGGAGCAGAUCCUCUUCGUGUUCGCCGCCUUCUUCUUCACCAUCUCCGUGGUGCUGCACCUGCUCAGCAUCGACGAGCAGCAGUACUCCCCGCAGGGCGACCGCAUCGACCAGGAGAGUCCAGAGCACCCCCACGCUUUAACCUCUGGGAAGACUGGUGCUGCUCCACAGCUGACCAUGAUCGGCGAAGAUGAGCUGAUGGACAGCUACGGCCUUUACGACCCGUACGAAGACGACCAAUCGGAGAAUGGCAAUGUAGACAUAGACUUCCGGGAGGUGGAGCUUAUUCGGAGUAAGAGCGACAGCGUGCUGGCCAUGGCCGACGCCACCCUGGACCACAUGGACCACAUGGACCACCUGGACCACGAGACCCUGUUCCUGCAGCAGAUCGAGCCCUCCAUCUUCGCCGACCACCUGUCCUCCUACCACGGCUCGCCCACCCGGACCCUGUCCUUGUUCUCCCACCGCGGCUCUCCCCCGCCGCCCCCGGACCACCUCCACCCCGAGGAGAACCCCGAUGCCGACAGCCGGUCCCACACGCCGGUGGCCCGGGUCUCCCGCCUCUCGGCCUUCCUGCAGGAGAUGGACAACGACGACGGCCAGGAGGCGCUGCUCAACAACCGGCUCAGCGAGCAGCACACGCCCAACGGCCGGCUGCUGGCCAACGUGGGGAACGCUAACCAGGCCAGCGUGAACGGGAUCAGCGCUAAGGGCCAGGCGCACAAGGCCGGCAUGGUGAAAGCGGCCAGCACGGGCGCGCCGGCCCGCCAGCAGCAGCAGCUGGCGCUGUCGUCGCGGCGCCACCACACCUUCUACCGCCAGCCCUCCUGCACCUUCUCCUACUACGGCCGCGUGGGCAGCCGCCGCUGCCGCCUCAGCCACCAGCCCCGGCGCCGCGGCCACAACCCCAACGCCACGCUGCUCAUCAAGCCCUCGCGCAGCAUGAACGACGUGUGUGAGGUGGAGGAGGAGCGGAGGCACCACCACCACCACCACCACCACCAGCAGGGGGGGCAGGGCAGCAGGGUGAACGGGGGCAGCAGGAGGCUCCGCCACCAGAGCGUCCACACCGCCUCCUCCUCCAGCGGGGACACGGAGAGCGACGUGGAGGUGGAGACCACGGUUCAGCUGCUGUGGAUGUCCAUGCUGAAGAUGCCCCCGGAGCUGCUGAGGCUGUGUGUGUGCCACCUGCUCACCUGGUUCUCCAUCAUCGCCGAGGCCGUCUUCUACACAGACUUCAUGGGACAGGUCAUCUACCACGGAGACCCCACGGCGCCGGUUAACUCCACAGCGCUAGAUAACUACCACAGAGGAGUCCAGAUGGGUUGCUGGGGGCUGGUCAUAUACGCCAUGACAGCUGCUGUAUGCUCGGCCAUCCUUCAGAAGUAUCUGGACAACUUUGACCUGAGCAUCAAGGUCAUCUACCUCGUUGGUACUCUGGCGUUCUCCGUCGGCACUGCCGUCAUGGCGAUUUUCCCCACCGUCUACGUUGCCAUGGUGAUGAUCAGUAGCAUGGGGGUGAUCUCUAUGAGCAUCUCCUACUGUCCCUAUGCCCUGCUGGGCCAGUACCACGAGAUCAAACGGUACGUCCACCACAGUCCCGGUAACUCCCGCAGAGGCUUCGGCGUGGACUGUGCCAUCCUAACCUGUCAGGUGUACAUCAGCCAGAUCCUGGUGGCGUCGGCGCUGGGCUCGGUGGUGGAGGCGUGCGGCAGCGUGCGCGUCAUUCCCAUGGUGGCCUCCGGGGGCUCCCUGCUGGGCUUCUUCACCGCCCUGUUCCUGGUCAUCUACCCCGCGCCCCACGGAGGGGAGGCGGAGUCAGCUAAGGCGCUGGAGAGGCGGGCCUUGACAGCGCCGGAACAGACCAAUGGCAACCGAUUGUCGGUCAGUGUCGUCAUAGAUACACCAAGCUUCCUGAGGCUCGGCAAGAAAACCAGUACGGUCACCACAACCACCACCACCACCGACAAUUCCACUCCCUGUCACCUGGGCAACGAGUCUGCUCUGUGAUCGUUUGGCUCCCCUGGAACAGGGCGGGACCCUCGCAGAGAACUGUUGAGAUGGCCGUCGCAGAAAUCAAUACGAUUGACUCCAUAACCAAGGGAACCAGCAAUCGAAGGAGACCCGCCUCUUUGUCCGUUUGUCUUCCAGCCGAGAGUGACGAAUGCGAAGAACAUUGACCUUUCCAAAUAGCGUUCCAAAAGGAGGGGAGAAGAUGGGACCUCUAGCUGACACUGGCCGAUCUAAUACCUCCUAUUUCGGGCCUUUAGUUUUUUCCGUGGAUGUUCAAACCAACGUAUUCAUUCUGGCUCGGGACCGGCGGAGUCGUCGCGACCUGAUUGGUUCAGCACGAGUCCUGGCCAGCCGUCAACCAAUCACGACAAGCCAUCAACCAAAUUCCUCUCCUACACAUCCGACAAAAUAACCUGCUCUAAAGGAAGAUGUGUGUGUUUUUGUGUGUGAAAGAUCCAUUUAUAUCACUCAGGGCCUCUAGGGGGUGCUAACGAGCAACCACCUGGACAGUAAUCUUCAGGGGACUUUGUUUUACACACAUACACAUAUACACACAUACACACACACACACAUGCGUGAUCCAUCCCUCGGGAUUACGGUUGAGGUCAAUGGUGGACAACGUUGACUAGCUGAUAAACUAACCCUCUCCCUGAAAGCUGCAAUUAUGGGAAAAUAACAUCGGAGUUCUUCCUCACCGAUUGGGACUACAGAUGACGAAAAUUGUGUUGGAAUUAGUCUGUUGGUCCGAAAACAGGCAUCGCACUAAACCACACGGAACCAUGGGACAUAAGACAAUCCGUGCUCUGCUCUGUGGAAGAAACGGGAUCAGGUUACUGUCGCUUUAAGACUUUUGAACAGCAAUGUUUCUUCAGACAUUUUGGGACUUUUGGCCUUGUUUAUGAUCCAAAAAAAACCUCUUCUCCGAUGGCUCAGCGUAAU